This is a messenger RNA of Porites evermanni, 621 nucleotides long. The record is from the annotation of a GenBank genome assembly. NCBI's taxonomy places the organism in Eukaryota, Metazoa, Cnidaria, Anthozoa, Scleractinia, Poritidae.
AUGUCGCAGAAGGAGUUUGCUUCGGUUUUGGAUUGUGAUAUUCUAACUAAAAAACAGAUUGUUUUUAUGAUGAAAUACUACGGUGGUGGUGGUUUAGAGUCUUCUUUACCAUUUAUGUAUUCUCCUAGACAGCCUGGGUAUCAUCGAAUUUACAGAUUUACAGAAGUAAGCCCGCCCGAUAUGCCUAAUGGUUCAUGGCACUACACUAGUGGUAAUGCUGAUGCCCUCAAUCUAACUGUCAGCAAAGCUAUUACAUUACACGGAGUGCAGCAUUUUGGUAGUGAAAGUGGCGAAUACACAGUUUCAGUAGAAGUGAAAGAUGUGGCAAAUAGCGGUUUUUCUCUGGUAAAACUGACGGGUACGUAUUCCUCCGAGAAAGAUGAGACAAAUGGUUCCUAUGGAUUUGAUGUCAUGUUUGAUCACCCUGUUUGCCUUGAGCAGGGUAAAACGUAUGAGAUUGUAUCUCUUAUCAAAGGCCCAUUAUCUUGGAGUGUGACUAAUGGAAAAGAAUCUGAUGAGGUUCAAGGAAUCCAGUUUUCAUUUAUCUCUUCAGGUUCUUCUAAGAAUGGAACUAAUGUCAAAACUGGCCAGUUUCCUUCAUUUAUUUUCAGCACCAAGUAG